AUGCAUCUCGCAAAACCCAGUUGGCUUGCUCAUUCGGACGAUAAAAAUCAAAGGACCUCAAUUUUCUCGAUCCACGUUCACCCUGACGGUACACGAUUGGCAACUGGUGGACUAGGACCAGUUCUUUGUGUUAGAUGGUCAAAUAAUGAAGGAAUAUAUUUAGCUUCGGGUUCUGAUGAUCAACUCGUAUUAAUAUGGCAAUGGGACAAAUCUAGCGAAGGGUGGGCAGGCGGAAGUGUUUUUGGGAGCGCUGAACAAAAUAUUGAAAAUUGGAAACCCGUAAAACGACUCACUGGACAUCAAUCAGAUGUUGUUGACCUGAGUUGGUCGAAGGAUAAUACUUAUUUGGCUUCAUGUGGUUUAGACAGUUUAGUGUUCAUAUGGGACGGUAAAACUUUCGAAAAACUACAUAAAUUAGAUAAACAUGCGGGUUUCGUUAAAGGAGUCACCUGGGAUCCUGUAGGAGAAUAUCUUGCUACUGAGUCGGAUGAUAAAACGGUAAGGAUUUGGGAAACCACCAGUUGGACUGUUCAAGCUACUAUUUCCGAUCCUUAUACGAGUUCUCCAACAACAACGUUUUAUCGUAGAUUAAGUUGGUCACCUGAUGGGUCUCACGUUGCAACAGCAAAUGGAGCUCAAGGUCCAAUACCCAUUGCAGCUAUAUUUAAUCGUGGUAAAUGGCAAACAGAUGUAUCUUUAGUAGGACAUGAAUCUGCUAUAGAAGUUGUGUCUUUCAACCCAGUUUUGUUUAUGAUCCCCGAAAGUGAUGAUGCGGAUCCAAGUUCUGCAACAUUGGGUAGCAUUUGUGCAGUCGGAAGUCAGGAUCAUAGCAUUUCAGUAUGGGUAACAAGAAAUGCCAGGCCACUUUUCGUAUGUCAAAAACCUUUUGAACAUAAUGGAACACACCUUUAUGCGUGUUCUUAUGAUGGAACUGUGGUUGUUCUUCAGUUCCUUAAUAAUGAAUUCGGUGAACGAGAAAAACUUUUAAUGAAAUACGGAUUCAGAUCGAAAGAUCCAAUUUUAAUCGAAAAUCAAACCCAACUUAGUUUCGAAAGUGAAUACGCCAUUACUAGAAAUAAAAAUAGUAAUGAAAUACCUUCUUCUGAUAAUAAUGCGUCAUCCGCCGUUAUACCUAUGGAAACUUCAGUUUCAGAAACGGAAUUGGAACCCAUAAUAUAUGUUCCGCCGAGGAUGAAAUCACCAUCCCCAUCUACUUCAACCAAUAUUCCACUUGAAUCGUCGUCAAAUGGUAAAAAACGUAUUCAACCUCGUCAUUUAGGUUUAGGAAGUCUUACUUCAACUCUACAAUCAACACGACAAGAUGGCACUAAUCAAAUGGAAGGAGUGAGUGGAGAAAUGGAAGCACCAUCACGAGCACUUCCACUUGGAGGAGUUAAUGUAUUAAUGAUUGGAAAUAAACGUAAAGAUUCAGAUACUUCGGACAAAAAACCAACACAAUCAGAAAUUGAGUCACAUGUGUUAAGACCUUCUAUAGUUAGUCCAUCAAUUUUAAUGUCACAAAUUCGAUUGGCUUCUCAUAAAGUUCGAGAUUAUUUAGCUAAAGAUCGAUUGGAUGGGGCCACGUUGAAAUUAGAAUGUUUUAAUUAUCUCAAUAACCUUCCAACCAAACUAAUAUGCAGUCGAGGCAAAAUUUCUAUAUGGUUUGACUUUUUGCCGAGUGCUAUUAUUCUCAUGACAGGAAAUGCACAAUAUUCUGCUGUGGCCUGUGAAGAUGGAAGUAUUUAUACAUAUUCUAACGCAGGAAACAAACUUGAGUCUACGGCAUCCUUUCUAGAAAUUUGUCGUGAUUAUUUGUUGUGCUUGACUCAAGUUGGUUUAUUAUCAGUCUGGGAUUUACGAAAUCGACAGGCUAAGAUAGAUUCCGUAUCAAUUGCACCUAUAUUAUCAUCAGCUUCAUUAUCAUCAGAUAGUCUUCAACAUACAGUUUCAAUUGUGACAGCAUGUGUUCGUUCAAAUGGAAUUCCAUUAUUAAUAACGAGUACAUCAGAUGCUUGGUGUUAUCAUACGGGAAUGCGAUGUUGGACAUGCGUAUAUGAUCCAAGAUAUACACUUCCUAAUCCAUCCAGACAAGAAUCUAUUGGGGAUGUGACAGGAAAUUACAUAUUAUCGUCAUUAGAAAAUAUGGCGAGACAACGUGGAGCAAAUAUUGGAUCGUUAGCAUAUUUGAGAAGACCGGGUAUAAGUAAUGUAACAGCUCAAUCACCAAAUAAUUUAUUGGGAUUUUUACAAAAUCAACUUUUAGCUGCUGAAUUAGUUAAUUCCCCUUCAGAGUAUAAACAAUUAUUAUUAGCAUAUGCUCAACAAUUGGCUGAUGAAGGUGCUGAAUCUAAAUUACAUGAAUUAUGUAUUCAACUUCUUGGGCCAACUUAUAUUCCUGAGGGAAUAAAUGGUGUUCAGCCUCAAUCUAAUUGGGAUCCUUUCUUAUUGGGAAUGUCAAAACGACAAUUAUUAGAUGAAGUUUUAAAGAUACUAUCGUCCAAUAGAACUUUACAACGUCACGUUAGUGAAUACAAAAAUGCAUUAAAUACUAUCCUUAAUUUAGAUUGA
Molecule: messenger RNA, 2568 nt
Organism: Diversispora eburnea
Lineage: Eukaryota; Fungi; Glomeromycota; Glomeromycetes; Diversisporales; Diversisporaceae
Source: the annotation of a GenBank genome assembly